CACUGGGCCGUAAAUUUUGUGGACCUGGAUCGACGCCAUGCCCGUCCAUUCGUCCAUUCAAGCUCGGGACUGAUCGACGCUCGUGCGUUUUCUGUUCCUCUGCAACUCUCCUUGUCGCUGUUUCGUUGCUAGCAGGCAGGACUGUAUUCAAUGCUCAUUAAAACCGGUGUUUUAACGGGAAACAGUCCCCGUGUAUCCGUUUUCUCCAGAAACAAGCAGGUCUUGAGGCUGUUUUGUUCAUCGGAUGCAUGCUACACAGCUCCCUCAAUUGACACCGUUUUGGACCUCGUAUCAAAGCAGCACUGGUCGAAACUCAAAACCCUUCUUCAGCGCACAAGCUCCAACACUCUCCUUCAGAAGUUACUUUCAUCGGGAGCUGACCCAGAGCUCAUUCUUAGGUAUUUGAAUUGGUCUCAUAAGAAGCUCAAUCUAUGGCAUACUUUGGAUCUUACUCUCACACUCUUACACUCGCUUGCAAAUGCCAAAAAGUAUUCAAAGAUCAGGUCUUUCUUAGAUAAUUUAGUAAGGCAUGACAAAAGCUUCUCAAUUUCUUCUCUUUUUCAUUCACUUUCAAUGUGCAAUGGUGGGAUUUGUGCAAAUUCGAUAAUCGUUGAUAUGUUGGUAUAUGCAUUUGUGAAGAAUUUGAAAUUUGAUUUGGCUUUUGAGGCUUUUAAAAGGGCUGGUGAUUAUGGUUUUAAGUUGUCAGUGUUAUCAUGUAAUCCAUUGUUAAAAGGAUUGGUGACAGAAAGUGGAAUUGGGAAAAUGGAGUUCAUGUAUCAUGAGAUGAUUAGGAGGAGAAUUGAGCCUAAUUUGAUUUCCUUUAAUAUUGUGGUAAAUGGGCUGUGUAAAGCUGGAAAAUUGAAUAAAGCUAGUGAUAUUAUGAAAGACAUGGAGGCACGGGCGAUUUCACCAAAUGUGAGAACUUAUAAUACUCUAAUAGAUGGAUAUUGCAAAAUGGGAAGGAUUGGGAAAAUGUAUAAAGCUGAUGCUAUCUUGAACAGGAUGGUCGCCAAUGGGAUUCAUCCAGAUGAGAUUACUUUCAAUAUUUUGAUUGAUGGAUUUUGUAAGGAUCAGAAUGUAUCAGGUGCUAUGAAGGUGUUUGGUGAAAUGCAGGGUCAGGGUUUAAAUCCCAAUGUUGUUACAUAUAAUUCGCUGAUUAAUGGGUUAUGUAGUGAUGGGAAACUUAACGAGGCUAUUGGUUUGAGAGAUUCAAUGUUGUGUUCGGGUUUGAAGCCAAAUGUUGUCACUUAUAAUGCGCUUAUAAACGGAUUCUGUAAGAAGAAAAUGGUGAAGGAAGCUAUUGAGUUGUUUGACGAUAUUACCAGGCAAGGAAUAGUUCCCAAUGUUAUUACAUUCAAUACAUUAAUUGAUGCUUUUUGUAAGCAUAACAGAAUGGAGGAUGCAUUUGCAUUGCGUAAUCAGAUGUUAGACAGAGGGGUUUUACCUGAUGUUUUUACCUAUAACUGCUUAAUUGCAGGGAGAUGUAGAGAGGGAAACUUAGAUGCAGCCAAAAAACUUUUGGAAGAAAUGGAAAGUAAGGAUUUGAGAGCUGAUCUUGUAACCUAUAAUAUACUGAUGGAUGCAUUGUGCAAGAAAGGAGAGUCAAGAAAGGCAGCAAGGCUCUUGGAUGGAAUUUCGGAGAAGGGUCUGAAUCCAUCUCAUUUGUCUUAUAAUAAAUUGAUAGAGGGGUAUUGCAGCGAAGGAAACCUCAGGGCAGCAUUGAAUGUGAAGACGAGAAUGGAGAAAGAACGUAGACGGGCCAACAUUGUCACGUAUAAUGUACUGAUAAAAGGCUUCUGUAAGGAGAGAAAACUGGAACAAGCAAAUAGGCUUCUUAAUGAGUUGUUGGAGAAGAAUUUGAUCCCUAACCGAACAACCUAUGACAUUGUUAAAGAGGAAAUGAUGGAGAAAGGCUUUGUUCCUGAUAUAGAGGGGCACCUUUAUAGCAUAUGGAGCUGCUCUUAGCCCUUGACAAGGAAAUUUGAUUUGCUGUCUGCAUGAAAAAUGAACCACUGUUAGAUGCACCUGUUUGUUUUAAAGAAACUUGGGAUAUUAACUCCCAUCUUUAUGGACAUAUUGGAGAUCUAUCACACAGUAUGAAACAAGCAUGUUCUGCCCUUGUCCACAUUAUACUGUGCCCAAUUUUUGAACUCGCUGUGUUUUCAAAUAAUCGAUGCCAAGGCAACAUAGGUGAAUUAGAAAAGACAAUUAAACAGAGUGUAGUCUACGAGUUGAUUGUGGUAUGCAUUACACUCGGUGGCACUUGUCAGGUGUUAUUCUUGACCAUUCAUUCUUUUAGUCCAUUGUCUGGCAGUUUGCUCUACAAUUUCUGUGAAAGAAGCAUUAGAUGAGGCAGUAGUUGGAGUUCACAGUAUGAAAGCUAUGGAAGAAAGAGCCGAGUGUUUUGAUGGAUAGGGUCUCCUUGUUCUUCAGCUGUUUUAUGGAGACAUUGGUUAACAUGUGCUCA
Messenger RNA from Tripterygium wilfordii, 2467 nucleotides. Its product is annotated as pentatricopeptide repeat-containing protein At1g09820. Bases 151 to 1965 code for a protein of 604 amino acids. The transcript has 2 exons. NCBI's taxonomy places the organism in Eukaryota, Viridiplantae, Streptophyta, Magnoliopsida, Celastrales, Celastraceae. The record is from RefSeq and is a predicted model, not a curated record. Gene Ontology annotation, molecular function: protein binding.